This is a messenger RNA of Nestor notabilis (Kea), 2174 nucleotides long. It is a transcript of the gene EXD3, whose product is annotated as exonuclease 3'-5' domain containing 3. Gene Ontology annotation, biological process: nucleobase-containing compound metabolic process. The annotation marks the transcript as partial. The record is from RefSeq and is a predicted model, not a curated record. Gene Ontology annotation, molecular function: 3'-5' exonuclease activity; nucleic acid binding. The transcript is spliced from 17 exons. NCBI's taxonomy places the organism in Eukaryota, Metazoa, Chordata, Aves, Psittaciformes, Psittacidae.
GCCAGGACCCACUCCUAUUGCUGAAAACCCUUCAGCUCCUCUGGACAAAGAAAGAGAUGGAGAAGCUCAAGGAAGAAAUCAGGCGGGGCUUCGCAGGACUGCAGGACCCGUUGACAGGACUCCUGGACAUGCUGGAGGGCAGUGGUGAUUGGAAAGGGAAAGGGCAUUCCCUCGGGUAUUACAUCACCACGGAGCUGCAGCUUUGGAUAAAAGAGCAUCCUGCUGCUCAACAGUCUGGCAUCAAGCUGAAAAGGCUGCAGGCCCGUGUGCUGGGAAUACUAGCCCAGUGCCCAGCUAAUCUUCUUGACCCUUUGAUUAGCAUUUACCAGCUCCAUACAGCAGACCGGAACUAUUUGCUUGGACAUGUCAGUCAUCUUUAUCACAAGGGCGAUUACAAAGAGGCAGCCAUACUGAGUAUUAAGCUAAAAUUGCAGCCAGAUCAAGAUGUGGAGAAGAUGUGUACGCCGCUACUGCUUCAAGAUAAAAUUAACGUGGUGGAAGAUUAUGUGGAAGAAUAUCCUGAGCUCCAGAGCAAGCUCUUGCACAUCCUGGACACGUGGUGUGAACCCCAUUUUAAUAUCAAAGAUAUCACAAGACAGUACCAAGGCCUGUCCAGGUACAAACCAGAGAAAUUUAACCGCAAAAUGCUAAGCAAGCUGGUCUUCAGGCUCUUGGAGCGGUUUAAUGUAGAUCCAGCUCUCUGCCCCAAUGUCAUAAAUCAGCGGCACUUGAGAACUCUGAAAUACCUCUUUUACAAGAGAUUUGUUGAGAAAACCAUGUCUCAGGAGAACUGGACAGAUCACGUCCAGAGCACAGUUGGGGAGAAUAAAUGGCUUCAAGGGCACCUGAUACAGCUGCUCACCAGUUACUGUGAUCUGAACACGGCAGCAAGAUGGGCCCAACGCUGCAAUUUGCCCAAGGAGAUGCUGCCUUGUAGAUUGGCUGAUGAGCUUCAAAAGCUUCAGAUCCAAGAGAGAGUUGAAGAAGUCACAAAAGCAGAUAGUUAUGAAGAGAGUAAGAAGAAGGACUAUUACCAACUUCCCAUUCCACGGGCAAAUAUCCACUUCCUGCAGACAUGGGAAGAGACGCUGCAGUGCUGGGAAAAGGUGCUGCAGCCUGCGCAAGUUGUUGGCAUUGACAUGGAGUGGAGGCCUUCGUUUGGCAUGGUUGGGAAGCCCCGUGUCUCCCUCCUUCAGAUCGCUCUGAAGGAUGAGGUGUUCCUGCUUGACCUGCCCCAGCUGCUACAGCACACUGAGGUGGAUGAUGAGAAGGAGAAGCUUCCCAAUUUCAUCCAGAAGCUCUAUUCAGAUUCAUCCAUCACUAAAUUAGGUUAUGGGAUGUCUGGAGACCUUAGCAACCUUGCAGCCACAUGGUCUGCUUUGAAAGACACAGAUAAGAAAGCACAAGGUGUGGUGGACCUACUCACAGUAGACAAACGACUGCAGAAGCGUUCCAUUGACUGCAAGAAGGGUGCUCAGGAGGUCAAUGUCCUGUCUCUGGAGCAGAGCUAUGAGGGGAGAGGGGUCAAGCAGCCAGAGAAAGGACUCAGCCUCUUGGUGCAACAUGUGCUGGGGAAACCACUAGAUAAAACAGAGCAACUUUCUAACUGGGAGAAACGGCCUCUCCGGGAGGAGCAGAUCCUCUAUGCAGCUUCAGAUGCUUACUGUUUGCUGGAGAUCUACGAGAAACUCUGUGAGGAUCCAGAGAGCUUUGGGCUGAGCUCAGACCUGACAGAGAGUCUGGUGGGAAAGGAGAGCAUAAAACCCAAGACAAAGAAGCAGCUGAAUAAACAAGAAGCACCGUCACCUUCUGGACAGCAAUGCCAAGGAUCUGGAAUGGAGACCCUAUGUGCCCCUGCUCCCAUCUCCCCAAAGGAGUUCAGCGUGGUCUGCGAUAACAUGCUGCAAGGCCUUGGGCGCUAUCUUCGCUGCCUUGGUGUAGAUGUCCGGAUGCUGGAGAAUGACGAUGACCAUAGGAAGGCUGCUGAGAUUGCCCGACAGGAAGGAAGAGUCAUUUUAACCUCUGGACUCCCAUAUCAGACUCUGCAGUCGCAGGUAGCAGAAGGAAGGUGUUUCUCAGUGAACAGCUCAGAAAAGGCAAAAGAACAGGCCCUGCAGGUUCUGAAGCACUUCAACGUUCAAGUAUCCCUCUCGGAUAUCUUCAGCCGCUGCCAG